GAUCCCUUCUUGUGUCUCCGCCUUCCUCCCCAUUGGAUCAAUUUCUAGGGCUUCUCAAACCCUAGCUUCAGUUCGAUCUAGAUUUUCUAGGGUUGCACGGCUGCUAUGGCGGACGAAACGGAGACACAGGUGGAGGAUCAGCGAGGAGAAUCACCGGGUGGUUCGCCGAUGCCGCCACCCCCACCUCCGCCGCCAUCCAGAAGGAGGGACAGGGACUCGAGGGAGCGGCGGGACGAGCGUGAUGACCGGGGACCGCCGCCUUCUGGGAGAGGGGACAGGGAGCGGGAUUAUCGACGACGCGGUAGUGGUAGCCCGCCCCCUUACCGCGAUCGACGGCACUCGCCUCCUCGAAGAUCACCUUCCCCUGGGCCCUUCAAGCGGUCGAGGAGGGAUGACGGUGGGUAUGAUCGGCGUCGAGGCGGAUCGAGAGGAGGGUAUGGGGCGGAUGACCGGAGGUAUGGCUAUGACUAUGGCGGAGGGUAUGAACGAGGGGGUAGGGGUGGAUAUGGAGAUGAAAGGCCCCGGUUUGGUGGUCGGCAGUCAGAUUGGAUUGAUUCAGGGCGUGGUUUUGGUGAUGGCUUCAACUCAGGGAUGAUUCCAAGAGAAGGCCUUAUGUCUUACAAGCAGUUCAUCCAAGAACUAGAAGAUGAUAUAUUACCAGCUGAAGCAGAACGCAGGUAUGAAGAGUACAGGUCAGAGUAUAUUACUACUCAGAAAAGAGCUUAUUUUGAUGCACACAAGGAGGAAGAGUGGUUGAAAGACAAGUAUCAUCCAACUAAUUUGGUAGCAGUGAUAGAGAGGAGGAAUGAGCAAGCUAGAGCAACUGCAAAGGAGUUCUUACUUGAUCUGCAGAGUGGAAAUCUAGACCUGGGCCCAGGAUUGAUUGCCUCCACACCAAACAAAUCUGGACAUGGCAGUGAUGCAAACUCUGACGAUGAAGCUGAUACUGGUGGUAAAAGGAGAAGACAUGGUAGGGGCCCUGCAAAAGAAAAUGAUCUGCUUUCGGCUGCUCCCAAGGCUCACCCGAGUAGUUCUGAAACUAGACGAAUCCAAGUUGACAUUGACCAAGCCCAAGCACUAGUUCGUAAACUUGAUACUGAGAAAGGUAUUGAAGAUAAUGUUUUAUCUAGCAGUGAUCGCGAUAAAUUUGAUGGGGAGAAAUCUCAUGCUGGAUCGAUGGGACCAAUCAUAAUCAUUAGGGGCUUGACUACUGUCAAGGGGCUUGAAGGUAUUGAACUUUUGGAUACACUUAUCACAUACUUAUGGCGCAUCCAUGGCAUAGAUUACUAUGGCAUGUCUGAGACAAGUGAAGCCAAGGGCCUUCGCCAUGUAAGGGCUGACAGCAAAACUUAUGAUGGAUAUGAUAAGAGUGGUGCUGAAUGGGAGAAGAAGCUGGAUUCAACCUGGCAAGGGAGAUUGCAUGGUCAGGAUCCUUUGGAAGUAAUGACUGCGAAAGAGAAGAUUGAUGCUGCAGCUGUUGAGAUUCUUGAUCCUUAUGUUAGGAAGAUUAGAGAUGAAAAAUAUGGUUGGAAGUAUGGUUGUGGAGCCAAGGGUUGCACAAAGCUCUUCCAUGCUGGCGAGUUUGUCCAUAAGCAUCUGAAACUCAAGCACACAGAUCUGGUUUCAGAGUUAACAUCAAAAGUGCGCGAAGACAUUUAUUUUCAAAAUUAUAUGAAUGAUCCAACUGCUCCUGGUGGAACUCCUGUUAUGCAGCAACCUGUUCUGAAGGAUAGAGCACCGCGCAGAAGGCCUAUUUUAGAGAAUCGCCUGAGAGAUGAACGUGGCAAUCGUAGGGAGCAUGACAGGCUUGAUGAGGACAGGUUCGACAGAAAUGAAAACUCACCAACUGAUGAUAUGCAUAACAACAUUGGGCCGGAUGGUGGAAAUCCUGAUGAGGUAAUGUAUGAUGCAUAUGGUGCACCAAGGUUGCGUGGUGGUCCAUUUCCAUCAGAUAUACCUCCUCCGCCAGUAUUGAUGCCUGUACCUGGUGCUGGCCCAUUGGGACCCUUUGUCCCUGCCCCGCCAGAAGUUGCUAUGCGGAUGCUGCGAGAGCAAGGUGGGCCAUCUCAAUUUGAAGCUAAUGGUGGCCGUGGUCGGAAAGCCAGGCCUGGUCCUGGUCCAGCUCCAAUCUUGGCGAUGUCUCCAGCUUUCCGCCCUGAUCCUCGGCGUCUACGAAGCUAUCAAGACCUUGACGCCCCAGAGGAUGAGGUGACGGUCAUAGACUACAGAAGUCUAUAAUCUUUUCAUUUGUGCUUAGAGAAUUUACUUACUUUGGUGAUGGUGGUUUUGCGGAUCAAAUUUCCACAAUGCUCAUGAAGAUUAUCAACAUAUGCUAAAGUGGAGAAUGUAUCUUAUUUCUGUACUAUAAGUGCAGAAUGGCGAACUUUUUUGCUGUUAUUUUCCCUGCUUUUUUUAAUCUUAUUUUUAUUUUUAUUUUUACUUUUACCAGUUGCUUUUAGAAAAGAUAUUGUUGAUAAGUUUGAAUGGCCUGAUUCAACGUUGUUGCUUCUUUUUUUUUCAUUUUCAUCUUGACGUAGUGAUGUACCAUCAGAUAGUGUUACAAGUAGUUGGUAUUUCAUGCUUCAAACUC
This is a messenger RNA of Dioscorea cayenensis subsp. rotundata (Guinea yam), 2590 nucleotides long. Its product is annotated as serrate RNA effector molecule. The record is from RefSeq and is a predicted model, not a curated record. The transcript has 12 exons. Gene Ontology annotation, cellular component: nuclear body. The coding region runs from base 106 to 2238 and encodes 710 amino acids. Lineage: Eukaryota; Viridiplantae; Streptophyta; Magnoliopsida; Dioscoreales; Dioscoreaceae. Gene Ontology annotation, biological process: primary miRNA processing; mRNA processing.